AUGAUGCAUUCACUCACCUCGCUCCUCCUCUCGACCCUCUUGGUGAUCAAGGGGUCUGGCGUGCAAGCGCAGCCGGCCUGCACCAGAGAUUUCCUCAAGACGGCAGCCGACAGCCUUCUCGCCGCGCAGACAGCCGGCAACCCUGCGCUGCUACAGCCGCUUUCUCCCUCAGCCGUCUACCACGAGAAUUUUCGCAAUGCUUCCCUCACGUCAGGCUCUUCCUUGACCCGUGCUACCAAGAUCGACUUCUCACGCCACAGCCUCGACACGACACAAUGCGCCACCUAUACCGAGAUUAUCUCGGCCACGGGCGCGCAGCCUUACGUGAUUGGCGUGCAGAUGUUUUUCACGUCAGCACAGAUCACAAAGGUUGAUCUCUUGUCCACCACCACGGGCGAUUGGCUUUUCAACGCAACCGGAACCCUGCGCUGGGCAUCCCGUGAGAAUUGGGGGACGAUUCCCGAGGCAGAUAGAGACUCGAGAGAGGUGAUCAAGGCCGCUGGGGAUGCGUACUGUGACAUCUUUCAUGACAAGUCUGUCGUUGUGCCGUGGGGCAGGCCUUGUGCUAGACUGGAGGGAGGCGCCUAUACAGGCAACGGUGGGCAAAAUGACAGGUGCGACGUGGGCAUCCCGAGCGGUGUGCAGCUGGUGGACCGGAGGUAUGUGAUUGACGAGACGGUAGGCGCCGUCUCCAUUUUCUUGAGCUUCAGCGGCAUACCGGACAGUCACGAGUUCCGAGUCGAGAAGGGAACGUUGAGAUUUGUACAUACGAUUACCGUGAUGAACACUGGCAGUGGAUCUGGAAAGGGGAAAGGGAAGCGGAAGCGGUUGGCUCGUGGUGACGCAUAG
Molecule: messenger RNA, 849 nt
Organism: Podospora anserina S mat+
Lineage: Eukaryota; Fungi; Ascomycota; Sordariomycetes; Sordariales; Podosporaceae
Exons: 1
Coding region: 1-849 (282 amino acids)
Source: RefSeq, a predicted model, not a curated record